Sphenostylis stenocarpa is the source of this 1782-nucleotide messenger RNA. Lineage: Eukaryota; Viridiplantae; Streptophyta; Magnoliopsida; Fabales; Fabaceae. The record is from the annotation of a GenBank genome assembly.
AUGGGCUGCAUCUGCACGCCCUUCUCCGCCAUUCUCCUCACUUCUCCUCCACUUUGCCACCGCCUUCCACCGUCGCCUCCACAUUUCGCCGCCGUCGUUCCCUUUCGUCCUAAACAACAAACCCCUUCUAACACUUUUCGCCUUUCAGCUCUUCCUCUGUUAUUCCAAGGCAGUGGCGGAAACAACAACAACAAUAACGGCGGUAGUUGGGGUAACCCCUUUGAUUCCAACGAUUCAGAUUCAAAUUCAAAUUCAAAUUCUCACCACACCCUUUUCGUUUCCCUGCUAUGCUCUUCCGCCGCAUGUUUCUUCUGCCACCUCCUUCUUGUUAAAUUUGCAAAGGCCAAAACCUGGUCUUCCUCCACCGAUAACGAGCUUUUGUCCGAACCCGUUUGGGAAGUCAAAGGUGGCAAGUGGACCAGGCUUGUCCCAGACCCCACCAACGAUCUCUUUGUCUCCGCACAUCCGGGGUUGUUGUCGGAGUUACAAUCCCUCAAGCCUUCACAAUUUGGAACCUUCGUGUGGCUCAAGUGCAGGGACAUCUUCACGCGGUUGAUGCUUCCAGAGGGUUUUCCCGAGAGUGUGACGAGUGAUUACUUGGAGUAUUCUCUGUGGAGAGCAGUUCAGGGUGUAGCUUGCCAAGUUAGUGGGGUGCUCGCAACGCAAUCGUUGCUUUAUGCUGUUGGAUUGGGAAAAGGGGCUAUUCCAACUGCUGCUGCCAUCAAUUGGGUGCUCAAGGAUGGAAUUGGGUACCUCAGCAAGAUCAUGUUGUCAAACUUUGGUCGCCACUUUGAUGUUAAUCCCAAAGGGUGGAGAUUAUUUGCUGAUCUUCUUGAAAAUGCUGCCUUUGGUUUGGAGAUGUGUACUCCUGCUUUCCCUCAGUUUUUUGUGCUCAUUGGUGCUGUGGCUGGGGCCUCUCGCUCCGCUGCUUCACUGAUUCAGGCUUCUACCAGGAGCUGUUUCUUUGCUGGUUUUGCUGCUCAAAGGAAUUUUGCUGAGGUAAUUGCCAAAGGGGAAGUGCAAGGAAUGGCAAGCCGGUUUAUUGGUAUUGGGCUCGGUAUAGGAUUGGGUAACUGCAUAGGCUCAUCCACACCCCUUGUUCUUGCUUCAUUUUGUGUCUUGACUUGGAUCCACAUGUACUGCAAUCUGAAGUCAUACCAGUCCAUUCAAUUACGGACUUUAAAUCCUUAUCGUGCAAGUUUGGUUUUUAGUGAAUAUCUACUCAGUGGCCAGGCACCUCCAGUUAAAGAUGUCAAUGACGAGGAGCCACUAUUUCCAGCGGUACCCAUAUUAAAUGCAACUUUUGCAAACAAAACACAAUCAAUUGUUUUAUCAUCUGGAGCAAAAGACGCAGCCGCAGAAAUUGAACGUCGUCUGCAGCUUGGAUCCAAGCUUAGUGAAAUUGUCAACAGCAAGGAAGAUGUGCUUGCCCUCUUUGGGCUUUAUAAAAAUGAAGGGUACAUCUUGUCAGAACACAUGGGAAAAUUCUGUGUUGUGCUCAAGGAAAACUGUUCACAGCAAGACAUGCUCAAGGCACUGUUCCAGGUCAAUUACCUUUAUUGGUUAGAAAAGAACGCAGGAAUUGGAGGAAAAGGAACCCUGAAUGAUUCCAAACCUGGUGGGAAGUUGCAUAUAUCUCUGGUUUAUGUGGAAAGGGAAUUCAACCAUGUAAAAACUGAUGGGGAACUGGUAGGCUGGGUCACUGACGGGCUUAUUGCAAGGCCAUUGGCAAAUAGGAUUCGCACUGGCGACACAGCAUCCUCAAACUCAGUGAGUAGCUGA